AUGGACCAUGCAGCCCAGCAUGUGUUUCUCCAAAGAAUUCUAUUCAUGUUCGAAAUCCUCAAGCGAAAAGCUGGUCGAUGUCAAAGUCUCAAGAUACCCCUUGCCACAUGGCAAUUUGAAGCUGACCUCACAUGCCUGGUGUGUCAUGUGUUGGAGGAAAUGCGAAACCAUAGGACUCCAGACAACCAGCUUGUUUUCACAGACUCUGUAUUGGUAUCUGUGAUGAAAGGCUUCAUCGAUGGGGACUACCAUGACGAGCUCAAGCCCAUGGUCGACAUCAUGGACCCGGCAUUCAAACCCCAGGAUCUUAGCAUUUGGACUGAGAAUUUGCCUACGAUUGCCAAUCAGGGUACCAAUUCAACAGACCAGUUGGUUGCCACUGACAAGAUCAUUGACUCCAUGGCUGCCAACACAGCAAAACUCCAAUUCGAGGCUGACAGUCUUUCCAUUGCCCGAGAUGCAGCCCAGCUAGCACGGCUGUAUGGUGAGGUAUGCAAGUCAAGCCGAGCCUUGCGUCUCAUGAAGGUUCACCACCUGCGGCAGGAGAAUCAAAUUGGGUCGAGCUUGGUUGCAGCCCACAUGGAGAAGGCUUGUAAGUUCAUAGCUGGACCAGUUGCAGAGCUUACAUCUGAAGCCUUUAAGGACAUGAAUAAUCUUGAUUCAAGUCUUUCUUAUGAAACCCUGCAGUUUGCAUCUGCGAUCAACAAUGCCAAUGGGGCUUUGGUUGUAUGGGUGGACUUCAUGAAAUUAGGAUGCCUCACAACCAAAGACUUGAACAAUUGUGUGGACAUUGCCAAGAAAGCCCUCAGUGCCAUCCCAGAGCGAGGGGUCUGUUUGGCUUUAGCCCCACAGAUUCUGUCCGAGAAAAGGAGUGGGCUGAGAGAGGAAUGGAGGCGGGUGGAGGACAAAUGCGACGCACGACACCUGGCGAGUGAAUCUUUCAACGUGAGGGCGCUGAGUGAUGUGCAAGAAUGUGCGCAGCUACUGUGUGGUCCUCACAUGCCUACACUUCUUUUGCAAAGCUUACUCAAUGGCUGCAACUUGGGGCAGCGAGUGGGUGUUUUGAACUUGACCCCUUACGAUUCUGAUUUGGAAGUGGUGUGCAUGAAAUGGGCCCUCCAAGAUCCAUCUCGCACCUUCCAAGUGCUCAGCUUGUCCACAGACCUGACAGUGGUGGACCAUUGCAAGAAGAUCUGUGGGAUGAUGCUUUUCGAGGACUGGAAGAACCAUGGCAAAAUCAUGGGGGACGUUCGCAAGUAUGAUCCCUCUUGUCAGUCGACCACUGGAGAGAUUGAUUUGGAUUCCUUUCCCCUGAAGUUAGCGAAGCUUUCAGUGGACCAGUCGAAAACUGGAUGGCAAAAGUACAAGGUUGCACUCCCGAAUGAGGUCCGAGGGCUCCAUUUGACUGACCCUAUCAAUGCCCCUGCUUGGAAAGCAUUGGUGACUGACUUCGACCGAAAGUUCUGUGGCAACAUGGUCCAUGAUGAUGUGUCCAGCGCCAUCGUGCCUCAUGAGCCGGAAGAGGAGUCUCCAGCGCCCUGGACCUGCGAGCCGACAGCAAUCGAAUCGCUUCUGGACCAGUACCAUAUCGAGAACAAGGUGGCACACCAAGAUGUCAUGUUGGAUCCAAACGAAUUUCAAUUGGCACAUGGCAAGUCGAGCUUCCUCAAGCCCGACAAAGUGGCGAAGCUUUGCCGGGAGAACUCUGGGACAGGCCCAGCUAUUUGCCCCGGGGAAGUGUGUCUAAUAAAUCAGGAACGGGAACACCACCGAAACCAUCGACAACCAGAGGUUCAAGUUGUUCUUAGUGAUUUGUCUUGA
Cladocopium goreaui is the source of this 1821-nucleotide messenger RNA. The record is from the annotation of a GenBank genome assembly. NCBI's taxonomy places the organism in Eukaryota, Dinophyceae, Suessiales, Symbiodiniaceae.